GAAAAUUUGAUUAACGAGAAAGAAAAAACAUCAUUUCUUCCGAGAGACUCCUACGUAACAGCCAGAUUUCAUUAUCAUCUUUAUCGCUAAUUUUCCAUGUCAACUUGUUAACGAAUUUGACCAGAUAUAUAUAUAGAGGAUGACCGCUGUAAUCUAUCAGUAACCACUGUCAAGGAAGAAGUUAAAAUAGAUCUUUUGAAACAUUCGAACUUGACUUGAUCAUAGUAAAAGAACGAAAUUUUUUGAAUUAAAAGAAACUGGUACAUUUUCUUUUUUAGAACAAGAAACAUUAUAUCGGCAAUGUUAGGACCCUUUUUGAAGCUGAACAACGGCCUCAAGUGCCCUCAAUUCGCUUAUGGCUCAUAUAUGAUCAACCGUAGCAAAUGCUUUGACUCCGUGUAUGCAGCUUUACAAUGUGGUUACCGUCAUAUCGACUCUGCGCAAAUGUACUUUAAUGAAGGAGAUUGUGGUAGAGCCAUCCUUCAAUUCAUGAAGGACACUGGCACGAAACGUGAAGACAUCUGGUUUACCAGCAAGCUAAACAACUUGGCUGGUUAUAGCGCGACACUCAAAAGCAUUGACAGCAGCGUGAAGGCUUGUGGUUUAGGAUACAUUGACUUGUUUUUGCUUCAUUCUCCUUAUGGAGACCGCCUCGGCUCUUGGAAAGCUUUGGAAGAAGCUGUUGAAACAGGAAAAAUUCGUGCUAUUGGUGUAUCCAACUUUGGACCUCAUCACAUUCAGCAGUUGUUGGACCAUCAUCCUAAGAUUGUUCCCUGCGUCAACCAAAUUGAGCUCCAUCCCUUCUGCUCUCAAAGCAAGGUGGUUGAAUACUGCCAAGCAAAGGGAAUUGCUUUGGCUGCCUAUGCUCCUUUGGCCCAUGGUGAAAAGUUUGGCAAUAAGCAAUUGAUUGGCAUUGCCAACAAAUAUAACAAGACAGAGGCACAAAUCAUGAUCCGCUUUUUACUCCAACGUGGUUAUAUUGUUCUUCCCAAGAGCUCUACUCCUUCUCGCAUCAAGGGUAAUGGUGAAGUGUUUGAUUUUGAACUUUCCAAGGAUGAGAUGGAUACCUUGUAUAAUUUGGAUGAAGACUAUCAUUCCGAUUGGAACCCAUGUGUUUCUUCUCUCUAAGUUGAUUUCUCUCUUGGUUCGUUUUCCUUGAGGGGAGAAGGUAAAGAAGCUUGAAAACAAACAACUUUAUAGAUUUGUGAUGCUGAGAUGCUUUAAUGAUAUUGAUUUAUGAUUUAGCAAAUGUGAAAGAAAAAAAAAAAAAAAAAAAAAAAAAAAUAA
Schizosaccharomyces cryophilus OY26 is the source of this 1287-nucleotide messenger RNA. Its product is annotated as xylose and arabinose reductase. The transcript has a single exon. Lineage: Eukaryota; Fungi; Ascomycota; Schizosaccharomycetes; Schizosaccharomycetales; Schizosaccharomycetaceae. The record is from RefSeq and is a predicted model, not a curated record. Gene Ontology annotation, molecular function: oxidoreductase activity. Bases 301 to 1128 code for a protein of 275 amino acids.